AUGAGGGCAUCCACCAUGCUGCGCUUCAGCGCGGCCGCCAGGCUCUCCGCGCCCUCCCUCCGACGCACCCUCGCGACGCAUGCAGCCGUCAACCCGGCAAGUGGCACCUACAACCUGGUCGAAAAGAUUGUGCAGAAGUACGCCGUCGACCUCUCGCCCGGCUCGCACGUCAAGUCCGGCGACUACGUCUCCAUCCGUCCCGGCACCGUCAUGACGCACGACAAUACCGGUCCCGUCAUCUCCAAGUUCGGCUCGAUCGGCGCCACGUCGAUCUUCAACCCGGACCAAGUGGUGUUUGCGCUCGACCACGAUGUGCAGAACAAGUCGGCCAAGAAUCUGGACAAAUACAGCCGGAUCGAGAGCUUCGCGCGACAGCACGGAAUCGAUUUCUAUCCGGCGGGACGGGGCAUUGGGCAUCAGGUGUUGGUCGAGGAAGGGUAUGCAUUCCCGCAGACGUUGGCGGUGGCGAGCGACAGUCAUUCCAACAUGUACGGUGGCGUGGGGUGUUUGGGCACGCCGAUCGUUCGAACGGACGCAGCGGCCAUCUGGGCGACCGGUCAGACCUGGUGGCAGAUCCCCGAAGUCGUCAAGGUCGAGCUCAAGGGCGAAUUGCCCAAAGGCGUCACUGGCAAGGACGUCAUCGUCGCCCUCUGCGGCUACUUUAACAAGGAUCAAGUUCUCAAUGCCGCCAUCGAAUUCCACGGCUCCGGUCUCACCUCGCUCUCCGUAGAGGAACGACUGGCCAUCGCCAACAUGACCACCGAAUGGGGCGCUCUCGCCGGUCUCUUCCCUACCGACGACAUCACUCUCUCCUGGUACGAACGUCAAAUCCGCAAGCGCGACAAGUUGGAGUUUCAAAUCGGAACCUCCCCGUCCCCUUCCUCCUCCCACCCGCGUCUCAACAUGCACCGUCUCGACGAGCUCUCCCGCACGCUCCUGCGUCCUGAUAGCGAUGCGUUCUAUUCGAAGCACCUUACUCUGGAUCUGGCCACCCUCGUUCCGCACGUGUCCGGCCCCAACUCGGUCAAAGUUUCCACGCCGCUCGACGAGCUCACUGCACAAAACAUUGGGAUCCACAAAGCCUACCUGGUGUCGUGCGUCAAUUCGCGCGCGUCGGACCUGAAAGCCGCCGCCGACGUUAUCCGAGGAAAGAAGGUAGCCCCGGGGGUCGAGUUCUACGUGGCAGCGGCGAGCAGUGUUGUUCAGCGCGAGGCGGAGGAGGCGGGAGAUUGGGGUGCGUUGAUGGCUGCUGGUGCUCGACCACUCCCCGCAGGGUGCGGACCGUGUAUCGGACUGGGUGUGGGGUUGUUGGAGGAUGGAGAGGUGGGGAUUAGUGCGACGAACCGGAACUACAAGGGGAGGAUGGGAAGUCCCAAUGCGCAGGCGUAUCUGGCAUCGCCCGCGGUGGUGGCGGCGAGUGCGAUUGAGGGCAAGAUCUGUGGGCCUAGCGAUUUGGAUCCGGCCUUGCUGCCGCCGAGUCGCGGAUUGAAGUACUCCAUCUCCACCGCUGCUGCGUCGUCGACGUCGACGAGUGCGACGAACGAGGGUGGGGUGGACAUCCUCCCUUCCUUCCCGGCGUCCUUUUCGGGCCCACUCAUCUUUGCCCCGCAAGACAACCUUAACACGGACGGCAUCUACCCUGGCAAAUACACCUACCAGGACGACAUCACGCCCGAAAAGCAGGCCCAAGUCGUGAUGGAGAACUACGACGCCUCUUUCGCCACUACCGUCUCGUCCCUCACCCCCUCGUCUUCCUCGUCAGGCGGUAAGGCAGGACCGGUGUUGAUCGGCGGGUACAACUUUGGCACGGGCUCCUCGCGCGAACAGGCAGCGACAGCCCUCAAGUACGCCGGCAUCCCUCUCGUCCUCGCCGGCAGCUUUGGCGACAUUUUCAAGCGUAACGCCAUCAACAACGGUCUCAUCUGUCUCGAGUGCAGUGAACUCGUUCAAGAUCUCACCACGCUGUAUUUGGGACAGGACGGCGUGAGGAACCACAAGGCGAUCCUGUUGGAGGAAAGUGAGGUGAGGAUCGAUUCGAGUACGGGGAGCAUCGAGUUGAAGUUCAAAGGACCGAAGGGGGAGACGGUGGAGAAGAGGUACACGGCGAAACCCGCAGGGAUCGGAAGGAGCGUUCAGGAGAUCUAUACCGCUGGUGGAUUGGAAAAGUGGGUCAAAGAGAGGAUUUAG
Molecule: messenger RNA, 2187 nt
Organism: Kalmanozyma brasiliensis GHG001
Lineage: Eukaryota; Fungi; Basidiomycota; Ustilaginomycetes; Ustilaginales
Product: Aconitase/3-isopropylmalate dehydratase large subunit, alpha/beta/alpha
Exons: 1
Coding region: 1-2187 (728 amino acids)
Biological process (GO): L-lysine biosynthetic process
Molecular function (GO): homoaconitate hydratase activity; 4 iron, 4 sulfur cluster binding
Source: RefSeq, a predicted model, not a curated record